AUGGCUCACCCGUUGCGACAGGUUCUGGCUGAGCCCAAGGUAUUGCGUCUCCUAAACCAGGACGCCGCCAGUUUCAGGUUUCCCAAAGGGGCAGUAGUCACGGUGACGGUGGAACACUGGCGGCCGUAUGUUAUCGUGGCUCCGGGAGGCGAAGGUUGCCAAAAGGUGUCAGGACCCGUGGGGGCCAUACUUGCUGUUAUUGCUCAAACACUCAACUUCACGUGCAAGGUGGUGUCGCCACCAGAUGCUGUUUGGGGUUCCCAGCUGCCCAAUGGUUCCUGGACUGGCAUGAUAGGCCAAGUGGUCCGCCAGGAAGUCGAUCUCGCUCUUGGCCCAUUUGGAAUGAUCUACAGCAGAACAAAAGCUGUGGACUUUUCGGCAUUUAUUUCUCUCAAUGCUCGAUCGAUUCUAUCCAGAAAGGGCAUCCCUGAAAUCAACCCGUGGGGCUUCCUAUUCCCUCUGACGGGUACAGUGUGGGGUGCGGUGGCGGCGGCCCUCGUGGUGGUGUGGCUGACCACACUGUUGGUGGGGCGCCGAUCCGGCGGCUCUGUUUCCCUGAGAUGGGCUGGGGAGGUGUUUCUGCAGAACGUGAGGGUCUUCCUUAACCAAGGUCUGACGGGCACUGUGGAUGGAGAAGGCGGGCUGAUAAUAUUGGGGUCUUGGGUGGUGGUGGCGGCCGUGGUGUUCUGGAGCUACACUGGCACUCUCACCUCCCUGCUGGCGGUGAGAUACAUUCCACAACCCAUCCAGACUAUUAGAAACCUGCUCGACGAUCCUUCUGUGACUGUCAUCACGGUUCCUAUGACACACUUUGCGGAAGCUAUAUCGAAAAUUGAAUCAGGAGAGUUGCGAGAGCUACACGAGCUGGAUAAAGUGGGUCGUGUGAUUUACGAGACUACAGACUUACACUCAAUGAUUGAAAAGUACGUACGUCAUGGCAGCUACUCCAUCGUAGAUGCUGCCUUUUCUCUGGAUCUCCUGAUGGCCGACAACUUCAUUAAAACAAAAACGUGUGACUUAUACAAGUCAAGACAGAGGAUAUUCUCUACUGGGACCCAUUUAAUCAUGGAAAAGGGCAAUCCGUUGUUGCCAGCCAUCGACUACAGGAUAAAGGUGAUCGUGGAAUCCGGAUUGUUUGAGCACUGGAUGUACAACGAACUCCUUGCAUACCACAGUAACUGCCGCUACUCGCCUUCCAUCAUCUUGGUGAGGGAGCCGCUGUCCCUCGCCAACCUCUGGGGAUUGUUCGUAGUGCUUGGGACAGGACUGAUGUUGGCAACGAAUGUCUUCUGUCUGGAGCUGAACGUUCCCCCAAAUCCAACCAGCAAACCUUAAAGAAGCUGUGUAGUUCAACGUGUCCACUAGCAGUGUUCGGGGUCAAAUCGUAUCACAUUACUUCAUGCUUACUUUAAUGUUCUUUUCUCAGCAGCAAUAUGUUCCCUUUUAAGGCUACAAGUAAAUGUCUGAGCAAAUCGUUGUUUUGCCUUGGUGACUAGAUAUUAGUUCUACCCAGCGGCUAACACUGUUGAUGUUAAUUAUUAUCACCAUUGUGUACAUUCAGUUCAUGGAAUUUAAGAUACAAUAAUUUAUUUAAAUACUGAUAUGAUGCGAAAGAAUUGAAUACCAACGAGAGUGUUGCAGUAAGAUGGCGAGGUUUCAGUACAGGGGAAGAAACACGUAUCAUUAAGGAUCUGCAUUCACAACUGUGAAUAUUGAA
Molecule: messenger RNA, 1717 nt
Organism: Portunus trituberculatus (swimming crab)
Lineage: Eukaryota; Metazoa; Arthropoda; Malacostraca; Decapoda; Portunidae
Product: glutamate receptor ionotropic, delta-1-like
Exons: 9
Coding region: 1-1335 (444 amino acids)
Cellular component (GO): membrane
Molecular function (GO): glutamate-gated receptor activity
Source: RefSeq, a predicted model, not a curated record